CUUCGCUUCCGUAUCCACCUUUGUGCAUGCAGCGCGCGCCAAAAUUUCUCGAUUUCGUUAUGCACAAACUCUGAAGCCGCCUCCAGGAAUCGAACUCGCGAACGUUCUCAUGCCGCUACAAUCACAGUAGCUGAGCGAUUGCCACGAUGGCGAAAGGCGUCGAUGAGCUUGUCAACCACAUCCUCUCGGAAGUCGCCCUCACCGGCGUGCAAGGAGCUGGCAGCGUCGACUUCAAGCGGUUCGUGCAAUCUUUCUACAAUAAGUCACAAGGCGAAGGUGAAUCUCAGAACCCCCUGCAACCCGGCCUGCUGGGCUCUGCAUUACAUGAGAAAGUCUGGCACUGGGUGAUCGGCCAUGCCGACAUUCGCAUCUCGCACCAUGGAAAAGAGUGCCAAUAUACUCUCGCUGAAUUCGAAGCGGCGGAAAGACCUGAUGCAGACCCGACGAGUAUCCCGCCUGUAGCUCAGCCCACCGAAUACAGCAGUACAGUGGUUCAAGCGCCAGGUCCUGCAAAGUCUCUCCUAGCACUCCGGAACUCCGUACGACAGCGUUUGGCCAAAGAAGGGCUCGGCCUGGAUGCGGAUACUGCACGCAAAAGCUUGAGUCUCCAAAAUCCCUCGGCAUCACAAGAAGUAGCAUCGGGAAGGCAGCUCAACGCCAACUCAUCACCGUACAUUGCUCGUGCACCUCGUGUUUCUCCGACUACAUCAAAUGAAACUGUUCCAAUCUUCGAUGACCCUCAAACGAGCUCCACUGCACCACGCCUGUUUGCAAGUCAGAGCCGCAUCUGGCAAGCACUGACUGGACAUGGAAUUGAUCUCAAGAAGGUCCCAACGAUGGAGUUUGUCCUUUUGUCUCUCAUAGCAUCGCACGGAGAAGCGGGAGUUACGCAGCCAGAUUUGACAGUUAUGAGCGGCCAAGACAAGCGCUCCGUGCCACACCGAACCGAUGAGCUUUGUCGUAAGGGUUACAUUGAGAAACGACCUAUCCAAUUUGGCAAGCUGCGAACCAGUCUGUGUGUCCACAAGAAGUAUGUGUCAGACGAUCACUUCCUAACCUCUGGAAAGGUUGAAGACGUGUUUCAGCACAAAACGUUCGUUUUGUCUGGCUUUGUGCACCUGCUCUAUAACUCGCUGAAAGACGCUGGGGUCGUUCCGACAAGAGACAUUCGGAAGCGUUUGAACGUACCGAUGGCAACUUGGAACAAGCGAGCUGUGCAGGGUGCACUCAUUCGCCUCGAUCAAACAGGUAUGGUCAAGCGAUUCAGAGCUCGUCGUAAGGAUGCCGAGGAGACCUGGCUCACUUGUAUUGAAGUGCUGCGAGAACCUCGACCUGAAGAUCACGAGAAUUUGAAGUUUCGACGUCAGGCUACUGCCGAUGAAGCUGAUGAGGAGCAGUCCGACGAGGAAGUCGACGGCGAUACACUGAUGAGAGAUCUUGAGGUGGAAAUGCUCAACAUUGACUCCCAGGAGGCAGAUGGUGACAAAGAAGAUGCUGGGCGUGUGCCACCCCAGUGGGUACCGGAGCGCCUGCUCUCUAACACACUAUACGAGGUUAUUGCAAUGGGCGGUCCAGAGGGCUGGGACUCUGGGGUACUGCGCGACCGGAUCGUGGGAAGAUUCUGGCGGCGUCCCAUGGAGUCCUACCUUACCCGUUUGACAGAUGACUGGGAAGCUACGCAGCCGGCGCAUCUUCGACACCUUGCGCUCAUUCGAGACACACGUAACACUCAAGAGAAGAAGUUUGUGCAUUAUGUAUACCGCACACACGGGAACUUCCAAAAAGCUGCAGAUGCGGGCGAGGUCAUCUGGGCGGGAGUCAGCAAGCCUGCACCAAAGCAAUCGGCUGCCGCUAAGGGGGGUCGGCCAAAGCCGACCGGGCCCAGGAAAGAGCCUAUUGAUGCGUGGGGAUUCCGCACACUCAACCCAAAGGACUUCCUCCGUGAUGAUGGGUCAGCAUCACUCUCCGACUGUCGUGCGGCUAUCGUUCAUGGUCGAAAGUACGGUCCGCGAUGGGACAAUUCGUUUGUUGAGGACAUUGGCUACAAGAAGAUCGAAACCCCCAAAACGGGAGUCCGGUGGACAAACGAUGCGUCUCGUUCGAAGCCAAAGUCUCAAUCUAGGUUAACCUUCUCAUCGCUCGACUCGCCCAGCAGUUCCAAAACCCCAACACGGCAAUGGCCCACUGCCGAUGUGGCUACCGACGGUGAGGGUGUAACACCAAUUGGUCCGGCAAGAGUCAUGGGUCUACCAAAGCGAAAAUGCGAAUCUGGCCUACUCACCAUCGAGCAGAGAAUUGCAUUGGGAUUGAAGGCAAAAGGCCGUCUCAGCAAGUUUGUUGAAGAUCAGAUCCGAGAACAUCGCAAGCACACAGGAGUACUAACAUCGAUUCCCGACUCGAUCGAGCUUGAAAGACCAACUGCACCACCCGCACCUCCAAAGCUUGGCCCGCUCAUGACUAAAGACGAGCGAAUUGCAGCAGGUCUACCACCCCGCGGACGCCUAGGCCAGAAAAUGGAAGAUCAGAUUCGCGAACAGCGUGGCCUUCCAAAGAGCGUUGAAAAAGUGAAGAAGCCGAAGAGGAACAGGCCGGCCAAUGAGCCAGCAUUGUUAAGCAAAGAACAGAGAAUCAAAUUGGGCAUUAUACCCCACGGUCGUCUCCCUCAAUCGCUGAUGGAGGGGCUGCGGGAGGAGCGCGAUCUUGAAAUUUCUCUAGAGCAUUCUAAGGUUAUUCCCGCAUAUUUGAACGCCAUUAAAGAGAAAAAGCCAAAAGCGGAGAUCACGCGUCGGAUCGAUGAAGUCAGGGUGCGGACAGUGCAGCAGUACGACUCCGAAGGAGAGUUGAAUCAGGCUGAUGUUGGCACACCUGCUCUAGAAGACGACGAUGCGUUAAUGGAGGUCGAGUCGAGAGCAGACACAUCAAGUUUCGAAAAGCGAAAAGCCGACGACGAUACGGUCUUGUCGCAGUCCCCUAAACGAUUACGCGUUGAGCAGGACGCAUUGACUGAAGAGGCCGACACCACUAUCCCGACACCACCGUCAACAGCAUCUGCUGAUGUUAACGAGCCGGCCGAAGAACAGGCCCAGCCAGAUCUUUCGACGACGAUUGAUAUAGGGGACGAGGCUGAGCUUAUUGGGUCAGGUACUCCACAUCAGACCAGUGGCGAAGUCACCGAACCGUCUCGUCAAGUCCAGACUGAAGCGGAGGCGAAAAUCGAUCUAAUCAAAGAAAAGUACAAGAAUCGAUCUACCACCGGCCUCUACCUAGAUCCCUUCGCAAAACGCUCGAUUGGACAAGGUCGACCGCGCAAUGCCUUCUUUGCAACCUUCCGGCUGAGCAAGCUUGCGUCCUUUGAUUGGUUUACGCAAGAUCCGAUCACAGCAUUGAAAGGUAGAAAGCAGAAAUUGCCUCGCAGCAGCAUCGCGGCUCCGGUUGCCAAUCACGACAUCGAUCCGGGCGAGCAAAGAGCAGUAAUCACCACUGGAGAUACCAUUUCAACUGAGCCACAGAUAGCUAUGGAUUCAUCUGAGACCGAGGUCAAUGCUGCACCCAGCGUAGCUGACGACUUGUCAGACGCGCGUGUUGCAGGUCAGGUUUCCGUUGACCUCGAUAUCGGAGAGCCUCUCGAUGGACUAGUUCCCAGUCAAUCGCCCGGAUCUACCGGUACGACGCCAGCUGCUGGACGCACCGAUUCGAGCAUGGAAUCAUCUCAAGAUGACGCUCAGCCGGUACAGCAACAGACACGUCCAGAAUCUGGUUGGAAUGCCAUCAACAAGCCAUUGAGACCUAUCAAUACAUACGAGGAUCCCUAUACGCCAUCGGAGCCCACAGACGUUAUACUUGCGCAAGCAACUUCAGAGAGCACAGAGGAUGCCAAUAUCCAGGGCGUCUGUGGCCCAAUUACUGAAGAGGACAUGGUGAAUCAGAAUGCCAGAAAACUUGCAGCAAACAUGGGCACUAAGACGGGUGGUGGAAGUCAAAAGAUGUUUCGUCAUCAGAUCAUACUGCAGAUCAUCGAACUCUGCGACGGUGUCUAUCCCAUGCAUGGAGAAAUCGGACGACCAUUUAAUACAUUAUGGAAGAGACAGUACCCCAACAUCGCCCCACCAAAUUCGAGUACCGUACUAUCCAACCUCAGGGACAUGAUAGCGGAUCCAAGCAACGGGCUGAAGAAGCUCAGCUUCCUCAUAAGGCUUCGACAGAGCGCCGGCUUGAAGAAGAGAGAUAUGGUGGUGUACCAAAAGUUGACGCCUACAAGCCCGCAGGUAACAAGACUGGCGUACCAAAUGGCGAAUUACUCGAGCACCAAAGCACACCAGUACUAUCCUGAAGAAAUUCGUCACUUGGUGUCUGACGAGUCUUUCUAUGUGCCAAUGCCGAUCGCACCCAAGGAUGCCACUGUCACCUUGGAACGUCUCAACCCUAGUUUGCAGCACAAGAUCAAAGAGGCUAAUCUCGAGAGGCGGAGACGUUACUACUAUAAGCAGAAAGAUGAAGAAUCUGCUCGUGAUGCUCAGAAUGCAGCAGUGGAGGUUUCUCUCAAGCAGAGAGCAGCGAAAGAUGGACAGCCACGCGCCAAGCGAGCACGUCUUGCAAGUCUUAACGACAAGAACAAGCGGUAUCGUCGGGCUCCAGUAUCGAAGACAGCUGCAGCUCCUACGGAACCAGAGCUUGAGGCAAGUGUUCCCGCGGAGGGUCCGAUCGACGGUGAACCUGAGCCCGAUCAGGAUUUGACGUCGAAGCAGCCUUCAGUGGCUCCUGCUGUCCACCAUGACGGAUCAUCAGCGCCGACGAUACCAAACCAGCAUCCCAACGUGGUUCAAAGGCGUGCGCUAUUCCAUUACCACGUGUCUACGCUCAGCGCGCCCAUUGUACGCUUUUAUGCAACAAAUGGUACCUUCUCAACAGAAUUCGGUCUCGUUCGUCGAUACGACAUGCUCGGUGUGCUGCCAUCAGCGAUGGCUAUCCCGGAGAUAGCUAUCAAGGAGAGGGGUAAGAAGCGUGUCAGAAUUGUCGAACCUCCAUCUCGGCGUCCUAGCAAGAAGGCUCGUGUUGACGUGGCUGAUCCUAAACCUGCCAACCCAGUGGAUCGUAUCAUCAGUCCCGUCGAAGAGAGCGAAAGCGAUGACUCUUCUUCUACAUUGUCGUCUUCAGAUGAUGACGAUGAUGACAUUCCCCUUAUGCAGCUGAGCAAGAUACAAGCCAAAGCCAUGGCAAAGGCGAAGGCGAAGGCAGAGGCAAAGGAGAAGGCGAAGGCCAAAGCCAAAGCCAGAGUCAAAGACAAGAUGAGGCAGCGGCACAGUAAGAACGAUCCUCUUCCAACCCUUCUCGAGCGUCUCACAGGUCUCACUGGAGAUGCCAAUGAACCGGAAUUUCGCCCACCAAAGCCAAAGAAGCACAGAUCUUACCAGGACUGGAGCGAGAGGAAGAAGGCUCAGCUCAACAAGCUUCACCGAGGACACAAGUACCCAGAGAGUCACGAUCCCGUUGACAGAUUUAAGAAACUCUUUUGUUCGUUGGUCAUUGCAUCUUCCAUGGCUGGAGGCACUGGCGUUGUUGAUUGGAACAUUGUUGAGAAGGUGCACGUUUCCAAUGGCUUCGACCUCGCGAAGACCAAGGCUCUUUGGGCGUGGACGCAAACAAACAUGACUACCCAGAUUGCCGAACUAACAGCUGACUUCGAGGAUCGCUACCUGGACGCCUACGAGAACAAUCAGAUUGCGGCCAUCGAAGAUCCCUCAACGUACGACUGGGCGAACCUCGUGAGAUGGGCUAUGCAUAACUGCGUCUACCCUGAACUAUCCUUACCCGUGUACCGGGAGGCGCUUCAGCAGUUCAUCGUUGAUCUUUCAAGCUUUGAAAUUCUGGACAGACCCAAAUGGUACCGUGAGAAGACGGCAGAUCGAGUCCGCACACAGCUUCAGCUACAGUAUCCUUAUACUGCACCUUUGCACAGGAAGGAUACGCCUCGAUCCGCGGAUAGCGAAACGAACCUAAAGGCUCGCUCAUGGAUUCGCGCAAACACGGCGACCCCGCAGUCUCUCUACGACAGCAAGACAGCUCAUGAGAAACUCAGGUCACUGGGCGAUCCAGUGCUUGUGAAGGUAGUGGGUCAGUACGUGGAUCGACAAAUGCUGCGAAUGCGUAAGUUCAAGCGUCUUCUACCUGGUAGAAACUACACCUUUACAGCGAGGCUUGCGAAGAAGUAUGGGCGCAUAUUCGAGCUCAGUGACUUCAUGGCUGCUGUCAAGAUCAAGAAGGCCAUGGACGUCGCUUUCACUCAAGAAGACCCCGAGAAAUGCUUCUAUUCCGUCUCCCGCUCCGAACCCGACGGUGCCAUUAUGGCCAUCAUGUCGUUGCUCAGUCAAGGCAAAGUCAGGUUCACUCCACAGGUCCCAGCCGUCAAUAAUGAGUUCGGCGCUCCAUUGCCACGAUUAUCCGUCUGGGGGUUUAUGGAAGGCGACUACGUUCACCGAGGUAUUGACAGGCAGCGUAUGUUCUGGGACGUGCAUGUAGUUCCUACGGAAACUUAUGAUUACGGCAAUCCACUGCAACCAGAGACUGCACCACCCAAAGAUGACGCAAGCAGUCCUUUGAUCUGGUCACCACUCCCACCUCCACCACUGCCCGGCAAGCAUGAUUCAAACGCUUUACUCCCGAUCUGGAGCAGCAUGGAUGGGCAGCACGUCACCUGGCCAUGGUGGUACCGGAUCUUGAACCUUGUGCUACAGCCUCUCAUUUUCCAGCCAGGAGCCACAGUUGAAGACAUUCACGCGAACUGCGAUGAGUACACGACGGAGAUCUUCGAGAUCGAACUUGUGCUGCAAUGGCUCAUCUCUGUUAAUGCAGUCAAGAAGAUCAUUGGCGGCGGGUACAUCACGCUCCCAGGAGUAUGGGCAGCGUUUGGCGACGUCUUGCAUGACAUGGAGAACGACUGGCUGAACGAACACCUCAAACGUAAAUCCGAGAAACACGAGAAGCAGGAAUGGCGCGACAAGUACAAUCUGCGAUUCUCUACUCUACAAGGCCGCGACGGUCAGCAACCUUCGGGUGAUGGCUCCGACGAGUCUGAUAUGCCAACGGACGAUGAGCGCGAGGAAUUGACGAGCACAAGCAUGGCGUUCAUGCGCCACCCAAAGGGGCAGUAUGGUAUUGUGCGUGAGCAGAUCGCUAUGGCGGCACCUCAAAAGGCAGAGGCGACGCAGCCAGCAUUACAGUCGGCUGCCGCCCUUGAGCCUGACGCGAGCGUAAAUCCAGCAUCGGAAGUCAACAGUGUUUCAGACGACGCUGAGAUGCGAGACGCGGAUGGCGAUGGCGAAAUGGAUGCAGAUGCAGAUGUAGACGCAGACGCAGACGUAGAUGCAGACACAGGUGUAGACGCAGGUGCAGAAAUCGACACGCAGGUCUAA
Boeremia exigua is the source of this 7409-nucleotide messenger RNA. RefSeq lists its product as uncharacterized. The transcript has 3 exons. NCBI's taxonomy places the organism in Eukaryota, Fungi, Ascomycota, Dothideomycetes, Pleosporales, Didymellaceae. Gene Ontology annotation, cellular component: transcription factor TFIIIC complex. Bases 147 to 7409 code for a protein of 2420 amino acids. Gene Ontology annotation, biological process: 5S class rRNA transcription by RNA polymerase III; transcription initiation at RNA polymerase III promoter. Gene Ontology annotation, molecular function: DNA binding. The record is from RefSeq and is a predicted model, not a curated record.